AUGAAGAAUCUUAUAAAAGCUGGUCGUAUUUAUGAGAGAAUAGAUGAGAAUUUUGAUUCAGGCAGCCCACUGGUAUCAGGACAGGGUAAUGUUGUAGAUGUUACCAGUGUCACAGUGGAAGAGAAAAAGGACAUCAUCGGCAAAGAAUCAUGUUUCGUGCGAUAUCCAUCAUCCAUAUACUUUAUUCUUGGGAAUGAAUUCUGUGAGAGAUAUAGCUACUAUGGAAUGAAAGCGAUUCUUGUGUUGUACUUCACUGAAAUAUUACUCCUGAACCGAGCGACUGCCACUUCACUUUACCACACCUUCACACUACUAUGUUAUCUUAUGCCCAUAUUUGGCGCUAUGAUUGCUGAUGGAUGGUGGGGCAAAUACAAAUGGGGUCCUGCUAUUGCUUUGUUACUGAUAGCCAUUGGAACUGGUGGCAUCAAACCUUGCGUAUCUGCAUUUGGUGGAGAUCAGUUUAGAAAGGACCAGGUUCAAGAAAUCCAAGUUUUCUUUUCCAUCUUUUACUUUGCAAUUAACUGUGGUAGUUUGUUGUCGACUUUCAUUACUCCAAUUCUUCGUGAGGAUGUCCAGUGUUUCGGAAACGACUGUUAUUCUUUGGCGUUUGGUAUUCCAGCUGUUCUUCUAUUUAUCGCUAUAUUACUAUUCAUUGUUGGGCGAUAUACAGUUGGUUAUAAAGAAUACCCGUCUCAUGGUAACAUAGUAUGGAGAGUCUGUAAGGCAAUAGGGCGUGCUAUUAAGAAUAAAAUUAUAUAUGGAAAAGAACGUAAAUUUGAACAUUGGUUGGAUUAUGCAUCUGAUAAAUAUGAUGCAAGAUUAAUUGAAGAUACCAAAUGUAUGCUUCAUGUCCUUAUCAUGUACAUACCAUUACCACUGUUUUGGGCGUUAUUUGACCAGCAAGGCUCCACAUGGACUUUACAAGCAACACAGAUGAAUGGACAACUUGGUGAUUCACAGGUAACAGUUAAGCCAGAUCAAAUGCAGGUUUUAAAUCCGUUUCUCAUCCUGCUUUUGAUUCCUAUCUUUGACAACAUUAUCUAUCCACUCCUAAGAUAUUGUAACUUCCGAUGUACACAUUUACAGCGCAUGAGCUGUGGUAUGUUAUUUGCGUGUUUGGCCUUCGUCUGUUCUGGUGUAAUUCAGAUUUACGUCAACGAAGGUGUUCGUAUUCCGCCCACAUCCAGCCAAUCAGGUGUCACCGUUAUAAAUGCAGCACCAUGUGGUAUUGGUUUACAACAAACUCAUGGUUCACUUGAUUCAUUGUAUGUUCCAUAUAAGAAGGUCCCAGAUAAACAUGAAAAACCAGAGAGAGGUUUAGCCUAUGCCAGUUUUGUGUUAGCUCUUACAAUGCCAGGACCACCAAAAGACAGUUAUCUCAUAAAAAUACAAGGAAAGGACAAAGAUCAUCAUUCCAAAUUUAAUGUCACAAGAGUUGAUGAUACAAGUCACUUUUAUGUAUCAAAAUGGGAUUUAUAUGAACCUGAUGUUUACAGAGUAUGCAUCUAUAUGAAUGAUUCUUACUGUCAACCAAAUGGUAAAAUCUCCUUCCUCAAUGGAGCAGUGUACACUAUUGUCUUCCAGUUGUCAAAUGACCCAAAUUCUGCCACAGGAAUGAUGGUUCUCCAUGAAACUGUUCCUGCAAACACUGUAUCUGUGUUUUGGCAAAUACCGCAGUAUGUUCUUAUCACAACUGGUGAAGUAAUGUUUUCUAUUACAGGACUGGAGUUCUCGUAUGCUCAGGCACCAGCAAGUAUGAAGUCCUGCUUACAAGCGUGUUGGUUGUUGACAGUGUGUUUUGGUAAUUUAAUUGUCGUUCUUGUUGCUGGAGCUCAGUUCUUCUCAAAUCAAGCUACACAAUUUUUCUUCUUUGCUGGAUUGAUGCUGGUUGUCUUCUUCAUCUUUGUUGUCAUGUCAUUCUGGUACAAGUACGCCACUCCUAGUCACUAUGACGACAUUCAUGAUGAUGAUGACCGGCUGAAACUAGGCGACCAUAUUGAAGAGGACACUGCUGAUGCUUUAUCAUUGACGGAUACAGAAGGGAAAAAAGAAGACUGAUAGAUGGGAAUUGUGGGUAAAUUAGAACAUUAUGGAUGAGUUGUGAACAUUAAGGCUGAAAGUUUUCACUGUCUUUGGUAAUCAUGAGUUGAUAAAAUCUUUGUCCCCAUUAUUCAUUCAGUCACAUAUGAAGGAAAACAAAUUGUAAAUUAUCACUUUAGCUCGGAUUCAUCAGUUUAUUUCCUUUGUCAACCAUUUUUAAUAAUUUCUUGAAAUGAAAUGAAAUGAAAAACAAAAUACUAUCAACAACGUAUAAAAUUAUACUUAAAAUUAUUUUUAAAUAAUGGCUACCAACAAAUACCCAGCAUUUUUGUUUUAAAACAAAUUUUAGGUAAUUUUGAAAAUUGUCAAUUAUUUUGUUUUGCAAUAUUGAGUGGUGCAUAAUUACAAACUAAAAUAUUGUUAUGGUUACAUACAAGAUAGACAGAAUUCAUUUGAUGAGAUAAUUAACUAUGCAUAUACUCAUUCCCAAAAUUUCUGUUACCAUGGUAGCUGUAAUCACAUCUGUACCAAAAUCUAAUCAAUUGCUUCCCGUGUUCAUAUAAUCAUUAAAAAUCCAUCCAUGGAAAUGGAAAACUAUUUGUGAAAUUGGUGUUUCCAUGGUAAUACACAUACACAUAGUUGUACCAAAAUUUAAUGGAUUUAUGAGAAUCUAUUUAUACUUUCUGCUAACAGACAAACA
Saccoglossus kowalevskii is the source of this 2740-nucleotide messenger RNA. RefSeq names its product solute carrier family 15 member 2-like. The record is from RefSeq and is a predicted model, not a curated record. Lineage: Eukaryota; Metazoa; Hemichordata; Enteropneusta; Harrimaniidae. Gene Ontology annotation, cellular component: membrane. Gene Ontology annotation, molecular function: transmembrane transporter activity. Gene Ontology annotation, biological process: oligopeptide transport; transmembrane transport.